UGGCACGUGGCAGGGCUGGGCGCCCAGCUGCCUGCGGGAACGGGAAGAUGAGCCUUCCCUCGGGGCCCCGCUCCCUGCGGCUCCACCGGGCCUCGCCCCCCGCGGGCCCGCCGGUGGGGGACCUCCAGAGCACCUGUGAGCUUUCAGUGGUACAGGAGUGAUGAUGAAGCACAUGGAUCCAUUCAAGGGUUAAAGUCUGCAACUUUGCGUUUAACUGCCUGCUUCACAGAGCCACCUCAGGGUUAACCAAACAUCCUUGCCGAGGGGCCUUGAGGUUUAUGGGAGAAAGAGGAAGUCACAGGUUCUGGGUUUAUUUUUCUCCUGGCUGUAUUGUUUGGCUGCUGUCAGAAUGCAUCCACUCCGUCUCCCUUCUCCACUCCAGCCGGCAAAGCUGUCCCCUGGUAUCUCCCGUCGUGGAGCUUAACGUAGGAGGCGAGUUGUACACCACCACCGUGAGCACCCUGAGAAAAGUCCCGGGUUCAAAGCUGGCAGAGAUGUUCUCCAGCUCCACUAAGGCCUGCCUAGAUGCAGAAGGCCGCUUCUUCAUCGAUCGUCCCGGCACUUAUUUCGGACCCGUCCUGGACUACCUGCGCAGCGAGCAGCUGCCCACACAGCACAUCCCGGAGGUGUACCGUGAGGCGCAGUUUUACGAAAUCAAGCCUUUGGUCAAGCUCUUGGAGGACACGCCGCAGAUCUUUGGUGAGCAGGUGGCUCGGAAGCAGUUCCUGCUGCGGGUGCCCGCCUACAGCGAGAACCUGGAGCUCAUGGUGCGCUUGGCACGCGCCGAGGCCGUGGCGGCACGCAGCUCCACAGUGCUGGUGUGCGUGGUGCGCACUGAAGAAGAGGCAGCCCAGUGCGCAGAGGCCCUGCGCGUCUUCGAGUUUGAAAAGAAGUCGGUUGUCAAGUUUGGACCUUGGAAGGCAGCCCCGCAGGUCAAGGACCUCCUGGACUGCGUGAAGAUGGACAUUGCAGCCCAGGGGUACCAGGUAUACUAUGAACACUACUCCGAGAGAACAUUACGGGCCAAGUAUUUGAAUUACUUUUAUACAUUCCUCUUCAUCUGGUGGUGAUCCCCAGGGGCCAGGGGCAGAGGCAGUGUGUUAUGGGUUCUGGUGGGACUUAUGAAAUUGAAAAUUGCCUUCAAAAGCCAUCUUCCAGGGGAGCCUCGGUGGCACAGUCGCUAAGCGUCGGACUUGAGCUCAGGUCAUGAUCUCACAGUCCAUGAGUUUCAAGCCCCCCUUCAGGCUCUGUGUGGACUCAGAGCCUGGAGCCUGCUUCAGAUUCUGUGUCUCCCUCUCUUUUUGCCCCUCCCCUGCUGGUGCUCUGUCUCUCUCUCUCUCUCUCUCUCUCUCUCGCAAAAAUAAAUAAACAUUAAAAAAAAGUUUUUAAAAAGCCAUCUUCCUUUAAUUUCAUAAACAAACAUCAAACAGUUUCUAAGGUGGUCUAGGAGGCUGGCCCCCUAAUAAUUGUCUAUCCCCCUGCUGAGAAUUUUGUGCUCACUGCAACUGACUCCACUGUGCUUGCCUCAUGAGGUGCAGCUGCUUCCUCUUUAAAGCCUCACCUACCUGCCAGACGCUUCCAGUCAAGUCCAAAACAAGGCUGAGGUGAGUUGGAAUGUUUUGACAAUGCUUUGGCUGGAGAUGUGGGAUGAUAACAGGAAAAUAACAGGAUACCACUGACCUAGAUAAUACGAUCCGAAAAUACAAUCUACUCAGCCUCAGCUUGUGGUCUAAUCCUUUAGCCCUGUUAUGUGCUUUCACGAGGAAGAUGCCAAGUUCAUACCUAUGGUAGACGCCACUCAGAUCUCCCUUUUCCAAAUGCUGUGUUGACUGCUGUAGCUUCACAGCUGUUUUCUCUAGAGCAGUGAUUCUCAAAAGUGUGGUCCCUAGACCAGCAGCAUCAGCAAUACCUGGGAGCUUCUUAGAAAUACAAAUUCUCUGGCCCCCACCCUUGACCUACUGAAUCAGAAACAGUGUUGGCCCAACAGUCUGUUUUAAUAAGCCCUCCAGGUGAUUCUGAUGCACCCUAAUUUUGAGAUCUGCUCUGGAAAAGAAUUGCCAUCUUGCUUGUGUAGAGAUAGAGAAGACUGAGCCCUUACCUCAAAGGAGGAAUCAAUUCUGGUGCAGUUCCUGUUCUGGGCCUCCUUGUGGGAUCAGGUGAAGUCAGUCCUCAUUUGAGGCCACAUUCUGUUUGUUUGUUUUUAACAUUUAUUUAUUAUUGAGAAACAGAGCAUGAGCAUGGGAGGGGCAGAGAGAAGGGGAGACACAGACUCUGAAGCAGGCUCCAGGCUCUGAGCUGUCAGCACAGAGCCUGAUGCGGGGCUCGAACUCACAAAUCAUGAGAUCAUGACCUGAGCCGAAGUCGGACGCUUAACCGACUGAGCCAUCCAGGCGCCCCUUGACGCCACGUUCUUAAUUAGGAUUCUUCUUCUGCUGUAUCCUACUUCUCUCCCUUUCCCCUGAGAGCACAUCCCCAAUAUACCACUUGCACAGAGUCUCUGUUUCAGGCUCUGCUUCUCAACCUGACAGUAACAGAACUCUAAGGAGGACAUGGGUAGACAUUCAAUCUUUUCCAAGUCCAAGUCUGGGAGAGACAACCCCCUUCCUCUCCUGCCUGCUAGGGUGACCAUCUGUCCUCAAGAUCAAGGUUAAUUUUCAGGGUUUAAGGAAUUACUACUAUCAGGGAGUUUAAUUUUAAACAUAAUUGCUCAGAAUGGUCAUUUUUUCUUAUUUUCAAAAAUUUCCCCAUGUUUUCCUUUUGGUAUUUAAUAUGGCUGCCAAUUUUAAGUGGAAAAAUCCUGAAUAUUUGAACUUUUUAUCAUGAACCAUUUCAUUAUUUAUCAAGAACCUGAAAAAAAAAGUUUAUACUCUUUGGUCAGUAAUUACAUUUAUGAGAUUAGAUUCCCAGGAGAUACUCUUUUCCAUAAGAACUAAAUAGGAUUGCUUAAAAUCUCAAUUUUGUGAAUUCUGAAAAGGUCAAUGUCCUCCUGAAGAUUUCUGCAUAUUCCCGGAGGGUUUGUUUUCUUAUGGUCCGUUCUGGUUCUCUGCUUCUGCUGGAUUCAUGGAUCAUCUAGAUGUCUUCAGCUUGUUGUUGCUGUUCUAUACGAUGCUCACCCAGGUUGAACACUCCUAUCUUUUUCUUAAUUUUUACAAAUGCUGCUUCCACAAGCCAUUUGUGAACGUAGCAGACUGUGGCAAAUGCAGGCAAAUAAAAUGGAGGUAGUUUACAAGACAGAAAUGCAAAUAACUUCAAACUGAGAGUAUUCGACACAUCUGUUCUUAAAAAAUCUCAGUCACCCCCAUCACUAGGAACUUUUCACUAGUAGAUUGUGUUUGUUUCCUGUUUUUUUUUUCCCUCCCUGUUCUUGCCAUGCUUCUCUGUAGGUGGGAGUAAUCUUCCCCACCCCACUGACUUCAUGCUUGGCUUCAUGACCUAAUCUGGCCAAUGGAAUAUGCAUGGAAGUGACUGUGCCAAUCCCAAAUUCAGGCUUUAGAAGCAUGCCAAGUUUCCAUCAGCCCUCUUGUGUUCUUGUCAUUUACCAGGAGAAGACCACGUUCCAGUUUAGCUGCCUCUUUUAUUGCUUUGGCUGUAGCCUGCAUGCAUGCCCAUAGGAUCUCACUCUCUUCCUGAACGAUUUACCAAAUUAUUGUAUUAAACAAAGGCAAUUUCAACAUUCCCUCCCCAAUCCCAAUCCAUAAUACAGUUAAGAUAACAUACUAUUUUUAUCCCACUUAAAUUAUAAAAGCAAAACAAUGGGAAAUAAGUCAAGUGUAUUGUAUUACAUCUAUAUAAUGCAAUGUUAUACAGCAAUUAAAAUUAUAUUUAUAGAGGCUUAAAAUUAUUGGGGAGGAGAAUACUCAUUUAAUUCAAUGCAAUUUAAUUUAAUUUGUGCUCCAAAAAAGGACUUAUGGUGGUGGGGUUUACAGGACUAUGAAAAAAAGAAAUAUCCAAAAAUAUAUUAAUUAAAAGUACAUAAAUUAAGUGGAAACUCUUAGUUGCCUACCCAAUAAUACCAUCUCCCCCUUUCUUGUUUCCUAAUAGGAGAAGCAAAAUAGUAAAGCACAUUAAUAAUGUUCAAAAAAUGAUCUCUGGCCAUAUGCAGGGGUAUAUGACACUUUUCUGAUCUAUUGGGAUUAACUAAAGAAAAUUAGAGUCAAAGGAGGAAAACUUAAAACUGAAUGGUAAAUAUAACUGUCAUUAUGAUCCGAAGGAAAACAUAAAGACUGAACCCUGUGAGAUUGCCCUCAUGGAGGCACCCUAGUUCAUAGCUCUAGCCUGGUUUUCACGUCUACAUUGUUCUCCUAGAGGACUUUUUUUUUUUUUUAAUCCUCUAUUGAUUAUCCCAUCCUCUCCUACUCCCCUCGCCAUCCAUUUCUGCUCUGUUCAGUGUCCUCGAAAUCUGAUCCCUAGGUACUGCAUGCCCAAGCCCCUUCCUGGUUGUCCAAAGACUUGGGAAGUACUAGAAUGAAAGAUCCAUGAUAACAAAGCCUGGGGAGUCUGUGUGUGGAUGGACCUCUUCGAGUGGGGAAAAUAUUUGUGUUUCUUAAAAAUGGCCACUAGAGGGCACCCAUUCUAGAAGAGGCUCUCAAAAAAUAAAUGGACUCGACCAUCUAACCUCUGGAUGUCAGUCAGCCUCUUUUUCCAGCUCCCAAGUGCUUGCUAAAUAGAAUCAUGAAAAAGGUGGCCAUGAUGGCUAUGAAUGGGCUCUACAAUAUAGAUUUCCUCUUACCAAAGCCAGUCUGGCUCCUGAUGGAUGUCCAACAGCAGAUACCAACACUGAGCUCCUGAUACAGUAUUAUUCCUGGGGAGGGGGAGAGUGAGGAAACUAGACACUUCUUGGUGAUAGGUUGAUUGCACUGUAAAUCAGUUAGCUAGACUGCUCUGUAACAAACUGUUGGAAGCAACACUGACAUUUCUAAGCAAAUGGCAUUGACACCUUUGUUUGACGAUGUUUGCAAAACUUCUUAGGGGUAAGGAGAUAUACUUACAAUACAAAAGUAUAAAUAAAUAAUAGUAAUAAAGUUAAUGAAGUUGGUAUCACCGUCCAAUCCUGGAGCUAUCUCAAGAUGAGUUAAAAAAAAAUGUCUCCCACUGAGUUGGAAGGCAGAUUUGUUUUCUGACCAGUAUGAUAAAGUCUCUCUCCAGAGGGCAGGUUUGCUAGCAUUCCUCUCUUAAGAUUGAGGGUUUCCUAAGCUCCGUGUUCUUCAUCUGUGUUGCAGAUCUAUUGUGUGCAUGACAUUUACCUGCAUCACCUCCAUGGUGCUUGGGGAGCAAAGGGAACCAAUGAAAACAUGAAAUUCAUGCUACCUGCUAUCAUGUGAAUAAUAAACUAUCUAGAUCCAUUUGGACUUGUCUCCUUACCAACUGAACCUAUGUGUCAAAUCAACUUAGCAUCUUAGGGACUGUCUGACCACAUGAAAACCUCCUGACCCCCGAACUUAGUGCCUUAAGGUUAUAAUCAUAUAAGGUUUUGCUCACAAAACUACAGAUUGGGCAAUUCUUCUGGUCUUGGUUGGGCUCCCUCAUGCAUCUGUAGUCAGAUGGUGGAUCAGCUGGGGUGGGCUGGUCUAAGAUGGCCUCAGCGGGGUCAGCUUGGCUUGUUCCAUCUGGUCACUCAUUAUUCAGCAGACUUGAGUGCACUUAUUCUCAUGGCAAUGGUAGGGUUCCAAAAUCAAACAAAAGGCCUGGGGAUGCUUAAUUGACUGAGCUACCCAGGCACCCCCAGAGAUUCCAGCUCUUAAUGGAAGCAGCUUCAAGGAUGGAUUUCAGAGGGUACACAUACAGAGAGGGGGAGUAUCAGAGUCAUUUUUGCAAUCAUUCUACCACAUACUGGAUCCUUUCCAUCAGGGAGGGAGUGGUGAUUGGUCCUCACAGGAGUAGAUACAUAUUCCAGAUUUAGAUUUGGCUUUCCUGCUGCUAUAGAUUGGAUUCGUGUGUCCCUGCCACCCCCUACCCUGCCCCAAAUUCAUGUGUUGAGAUCCUAAUCUGCAUUGUCAUAGUUAUUCCAAAGGUGGGGCCUUUGGGAGAUAAUUAAGUCAUGAGGUAGAAUCCUAAUGAAUGAAAUUUGUGGGUUUUUUUUGUUUGUUUUGUUUUGUUUUUGAGCAGCAGGCAAAAGUUUAUUACAGUAUAAAAUUAGAAAGGAA
Molecule: messenger RNA, 6143 nt
Organism: Prionailurus viverrinus (fishing cat)
Lineage: Eukaryota; Metazoa; Chordata; Mammalia; Carnivora; Felidae
Gene: KCTD14
Product: potassium channel tetramerization domain containing 14
Exons: 3
Coding region: 279-1070 (263 amino acids)
Biological process (GO): protein homooligomerization
Molecular function (GO): protein binding
Source: RefSeq, a predicted model, not a curated record